Messenger RNA from Apis mellifera (honey bee), 1031 nucleotides. Its product is annotated as E3 ubiquitin-protein ligase RNF181. The record is from RefSeq and is a predicted model, not a curated record. The coding region runs from base 386 to 703 and encodes 105 amino acids. The transcript has 4 exons. NCBI's taxonomy places the organism in Eukaryota, Metazoa, Arthropoda, Insecta, Hymenoptera, Apidae.
UGAUAACAUAUGUUCUAAACAAAAAAUCCAAUUAGAUUGAAUCCAAUAGAUUGAAUCUAUUGCUUUGUAGCAAAUCUUUGUACUAAAAGAAACAGUAGACAUCCUAAUUAUUUACUAGUUUAUUAGUUUUAUAAUACGUUUGAAGAGAAGAUCGAUAUAAUUGAAGCAGACAAUAUUUCAUUGUUUAUGUCACGGAAACUUUUCCGUGACUUCCCCGAAUUUCUUCUGUGUUAUAUUAAAAGCACUAACUCAAGCAUUAAUUUCACAAUUUAAACGAGUGGGAUUCUCAAUUAAUCCAUUGAUUAUUAAUAUUUAUUCAAAUAUUUAUAAUUAUUUAUAAUUAUAUUAUAAAUUUAUAAUUAUUUAAACUCUCAAUAUCGAAAAAAUGCCGCAUGCAGGCUUAGUAACUAUAAUUCUUGGAGUCACUGUAGCUACAGUUUUAUAUUUUAUGUUUGGAAAUAAUAAACAAAGAAAUGAUCAAUAUUAUGAACAUGGUUAUGAGUCUUAUCCAGAACAAUCCAGUAUGUCAAGAGAUUCCGAUGAAUGUCCAAUAUGUUUACUUCCAUUGGCAUAUAAAAUUAAUUAUAUUUUACAACCUUGUAGACAUAAAUUUCAUAAAAGAUGUAUUGAAAAAUGGGGGCAUGAAGCUGAGUCUCAAGCAUUGUGUCCACUCUGCAGAUCUCCAUUUGCUCAAAUUAGAUAGAUUUACAUAAGACUGUCAAAUUUAAUAUAAAACAAAAAUUUAUUGAUUAAUACUAUAUUUUUUGUACUUUGUUGAAAUUAAGAUGUAUUUGUUAAACAUCAAAUUUUCAAAACUACAAAUAAAUUUUUAAUAGAUAGUUGUAUAAUUGUCUUGUAUAAUUAAGACAAAAAAAAAAAUAUUCUAUUGGAAACGUAAAAUAAUUGAAAUGAAAAAAAAUUGAAAUGAAAAAAAAUAUUAUUUUCUAUAAAAACAUUAUAUGCGAGAUGAAAGUUUUGUUAUAUCUUUGUAUUGAUAACAAAAGCAUGAUAGUAAAAUUUCUUGCUCUGUU